AUGAAUGAGUUUGAAGAUGAUGCUGUUGAAAUUUAUUAUCCUGUGAGAUCUAUUGAAACAGUAGGUACUUGUGAUGGUUUGGUUUUCCGCAUAGGUUUUGAAGUUGGUUAUGAUAGGGACCUUAUUUUUGUUUGGAACCCAGCAACAAAAGAAUUUAAGGAAUUACCUGUAUCACCAAAUGAAUCUGAAUCCCCAAAUGAAUCUUCAGUGGGUAAAGAGAUUGGAAUUUGUGGUUUUGGUUACGAUUACAAGACUGAUGAUUACAAAAGCAUUGAAUCUGUUCCUUAUAGUUUUCCUAUUUGUGGUGUUUCUGGGGUGCUUGUUAAUGGAGCUCUUCAUUGGUUAGGACAUACCCAAGCACUACACCAUUCUCUGGUUGUAGUAUCUUUAAAUGUCACCGAAGAGAAAUUUGAAGAAAUGCAGCUACCAAAACAUCCCUUUGAAAAAAAGAAUGAGUUUACAACCAUGGGAGUGUUAGAAGGGCGCCUUUGUGUUGUUGUCAAUGUUGAUGACGUUGGUUUUGAAGUAUGGAGGAUGCAGGAAUAUGGAGUUCGAGAAUCUUGGAAUAUAUGUCAUGUUAUUACCAACGAAAGAAUCGUGAAUGACUCUUAUUUAAAGUUGGUUGGGUUCAGGAAUGGUGAGAUUCUGUUUAAGAUUCCUGGUGAUCUAGUUUUUUAUGACCCAAAGCAUAGAACAGCUAGAACAGCUCGGGUAACAUGUGUAUUUGCGUGUGUGUCAUUCAACCAUGUGCCAUUUUUUUCCACCCAACAUGAAUUACACUAG
This is a messenger RNA of Papaver somniferum (opium poppy), 783 nucleotides long. Its product is annotated as F-box/kelch-repeat protein At3g06240-like. Bases 1 to 783 code for a protein of 260 amino acids. NCBI's taxonomy places the organism in Eukaryota, Viridiplantae, Streptophyta, Magnoliopsida, Ranunculales, Papaveraceae. The record is from RefSeq and is a predicted model, not a curated record. The transcript is spliced from 2 exons.